Messenger RNA from Porites evermanni, 3436 nucleotides. NCBI's taxonomy places the organism in Eukaryota, Metazoa, Cnidaria, Anthozoa, Scleractinia, Poritidae. The record is from the annotation of a GenBank genome assembly.
UUCAAAACACUCCACUCUAGGGAACUUUACCUGCAUUUUUGGUAACGGAGGGCGACGUUUAGACGGAAGGCAAAGACAGAGAAAAGAAUCAACGUUUUUAAUUUCAUAUGGAUACGUGCAAUUUUUAUUGACUUCUGCGUCGGCGGAAACUGACGAGGUGUAUUAGCUUGUCCCAGCGUUUUUGAGCGACGCACGUCAAACGGAGGUGAUGUCUUUUCCCUUGAAAUAUGCCUGGACGCUACAAAAUGUGUAUUGCUUAGUGUCCUUUCUAUUAUAUAGACAAGUUGCUAAAAAUUUUGGGCAAAACCACUGCCCGUGAAUCCAAAAAGUCCACUUUCGGUUGACGUUAUUUAGUCGCCACUGCUUCAUCGGCUCCCUACUAUUUCUUUCAGUCAGGUACCUUCCAAGUUAAAGUGGAGCAAUUAAACUCUCGCGAGUUUGAGCAACGACGAUAAAAAAGACGUGAUCGAAGUGAAAAAAAAAACAUGUGGAAUUUGCAGAGACUAACCUACAUUUUGGUGUGCUUCAGUUGGCUGUCUGUAGGUGAGUAAAGCCGACCAUAAUUAGCGGUUGCCAAACUCAUGCACCCACAUGCACAAUCGGAGUUAUAUCUUAUAAUUACAGUGGCUAUAAGAGGGGCGUUAUACUACAACAAACCGACUUGCGUAUUUUAACAUUCAAUACAACCCGUGACAAAGGCUCAUGCACGUCUCAGUGAGUCCUUACCACAUAGAAAACAACUUGCUAACAGUUACGCCGCGUAAUGACUUUCAGGCCUGAGCAAUGCAACGUAAUUUUGUCAACGCAAUUGCCCUCUGGCACCGGCCUUCCACAACGUCAAUACGUAUCCUUUUUUUUAUUAAUGAAACACAAAUUUCGAUAGUUGCCAGUUGUUAAAUGAUAUCUAUAACAUUAAAGAAAUGAAAUGUUCUUAUAAAGAUAUAUAACAAGGCUUAAACAGUAUCACAUGACUGUUUAAUUGCCUUAUAUUGCUUAAAAUUGAAUCAAGUCGCCACAAAAAUUAAAAGUUGCUCCAAAUGGCAAAAGCUGCUAAAAAAAAGUUGCUCCAAGUACAAAACGUUGCCGAGCAACAUGUGGCUAGGACAAGCCCCUGCCCCCUACACGCCCCUCUUGGAACGCAGUUAUACUCUCUUCUUCUUUCCCCGUCUUCUCCCCACCCAAUACCACCCCCCUCCCCUUCCCCAUCGGAAAAGUCGAUCCUUACCCAAAAUUUUGCUCGCGCUUUUUAACUGGGCUGCGUAGCAAGCUCAGUUUAUAAAAUGGGUAGAUUAGUGUCAAAUAAUGAACACUUUCAAUUAUUAACCCAGUAACCGGAAGGGCGUUGCGUAAUUCAUAAAGCCAGUUGUCCAUCUUCGCUGAGUUUUAGAGGUCUAAAUUUCGGAUAAGGAUAAAAAAGACUCGUCCGACGAAAACAGGGACUUCGAGAAUUUCGUGAUCGAGUUGUUAUGCUCCUCCUUAAUAUGGCAACCCAAUUAAAUUCGCUUUCCGCCGAGUCUAGAAUAUAUCAUAUUCGUAGGGUAGGCAUCCUCGGAGACCCAGGGGCAGUCAGUCAGGCCGGGAGAAAAGGCGCGACAAAAGUUUUCAAGCACAGGCGGAAAAGCCCCUGGGUACCGACUCUUACUGGACCAUUUCCCAGCGGUCAAGCUCCUCCUUAAUAUGGCAACCCAAUUAAAUUCGCUUUCCGCCGAGUCUAGAAUAUAUCAUAUUCGUAGGGUAGGCAUCCUCGGAGACCCAGGGGCAGUCAGUCAGGCCGGGAGAAAAGGCGCGACAAAAGUUUUCAAGCACAGGCGGAAAAGCCCCUGGGUACCGACUCUUACUGGACCAUUUCCCAGCGGUCAAGCUCCUCCUUAAUAUGGCAACCCAAUUAAAUUCGCUUUCCGCCGAGUCUAGAAUAUAUCAUAUUCGUAGGGUAGGCAUCCUCGGAGACCCAGGGGCAGUCAGUCAGGCCGGGAGAAAAGGCGCGACAAAAGUUUUCAAGCACAGGCGGAAAAGCCCCUGGGUACCGACUCUUACUGGACCAUUUCCCAGCGGUCAAGCGAAUGUUGGCUCCUGAUUGGGCACAAAAAAUGCUUUGUAUUAUUGUGCCCAAUCGGCGAACAGCAUCUCCUGAGUUCUUUUCGUGAGUUCGUACACGACGGCUAUUGACUCGACUCACGGCUUGUCUGGCUCAUGCACCAAAGAAAUGCACGCAAUCAGGAAUCUUUCAGUUUGAUAUAAACGCUAUGAAAUAUUUCAAGACAAGUGAAUUUUAAAUUCUUCAAGUAAAAGAAAGGUUCAGGUUUUCCCAAGCAACGUAAUUAAGAUUGACUGACAUGCUUCGCCUUUCUCAAAGCUUGGAAACCGCAAGUUCGCUAAGUCGGUUUUAAUGAGAUGCAAAGUAAAGUUACUUGAGAUUUUGCUUAGGCCUUCACACACGCAUUUUUGGUUAAGUAAAACUUAGCAGCUCUUAAGUCUUACUUAACAGCCUAGUGUUAAGACAACCACUGUCUACACGAAAACUAAAGACGCUUUUCCAAAAAUACAUUGAGCUUACAACAGGUAUUCACGUUUGCAUCGAUCACGCCUUCGUAAAUGGCCGUCGAUAAAACCCGGAACACGGAACAUUCCGGAACAUUCCGGAACAUGCAAAAAUAAAAAUAAUUUGAAUGAAAAAAAAUAUAAUAAAAUAAUGAUAAUAAAAUAAUUUUUGUAAAAAUUAAUAAUAACGUAAAAUAACAAAAAAAAAAAAAGAAAAAUAAUGAAAUAAUCAAGAAAAAGAAACUGGUAUCCUCUCUGAGUAUGAAAAAGCAAUAUUUUGUCGCAAACGAUUAAAAUUUGUUUGGCGAGUGAGGGUUCAUGCAAAUGACAGUAAUGAGUGAAGGCUUGCUUCUGAAUUCAAAAUAUAUUAAAAUGGGUCGCGAGGCUGUUCAUUCUCGUAACAAAAUUAUUUUACUCUCUUGUCUCGUCAGCACAUUCGCUUAAAUGCUACAAGUGCACAGCAAGGUCUGAAGAAGAAUGUUCAGCGAGCCAAAAUGUUACAACAUGUGACGAUAGACUGAGGUGUGCUAUACUAACGUAUGAUGACCAUGGUUUCCAGUACACAAAGGAUUGUUUAUGGCCUACCUUUUGCCAAGGGAGGCAAGACAAUUGCACUAUAAAAGUCUGUAAUGAGGAUUACUGCAACGGUCCACCUCCCCGGACAACAGCUGUAAAGCCAAGCGCUGCCUGUACGGGUUCAAGUGAAACUCCCACUACCAAAUUGCGGGUUACCAAGACCGCAGCCCCACCUAUCGUCCUCGAAAAUAACACUGCACCUCUUACCAAAGUACUCGAUACCAAGGCUGCAACUUCUACCUUAGCGCUCGAUACCAAGACUGCACCUUCCACCAAAGUGCCAGAUACCAAGACCACAGCUCGACCCACGACACGUUCCCAC